Messenger RNA from Tricharina praecox, 2236 nucleotides. Its product is annotated as MBOAT, membrane-bound O-acyltransferase family-domain-containing protein. NCBI's taxonomy places the organism in Eukaryota, Fungi, Ascomycota, Pezizomycetes, Pezizales, Pyronemataceae. Gene Ontology annotation, molecular function: ergosterol O-acyltransferase activity. The transcript has 4 exons. Gene Ontology annotation, cellular component: endoplasmic reticulum membrane. The record is from RefSeq and is a predicted model, not a curated record. The coding region runs from base 250 to 2229 and encodes 659 amino acids. Gene Ontology annotation, biological process: ergosterol metabolic process.
AUUACAUAUGGGCCUAUAAAACCCGCCCGCGACCGUUUUGCGUCACCAGUUGUAGCUUUGGCAGAUUUCACUACGGACAUCCACACAAGAUUCGUUCGAGACUUCAGCUCCUUCUCGAGUCCUUGUAGGUACAUACGGUACUUGAUCCUCCAGUUGCAGCACAGAGGAAGCGGGGCACUCCUGGGCCGGCAGUGCAUACGGUACGGUAGCGAUUAGUGAGGCUCUUUAGCAUUAGCCUGCAGAGUCGCGAUGGAGCAUUCCGAUCCCCCGCCGCCUCGAACCUUCGACGCGUCCUCACGCACGUCCUCGUCCUCGUCCUCCUCGUCCACGUCCUCGUCCCUGUCCAACGCCAACCUCGUCGGCCACCUCGAGCACGCUUCGAUAUUCCGGCCGAUAAUCUUCAACGCCACCGCCACCGCAGCCCACGGGGAUGACUCCUCCGCCGUCGAGACGCCGCCAGAUUCCCGGCCCGAGUCGGACCACGAAUUCGACGACCACCGACUACCCGCGCGCGCGGACCGGCGCAGCAGCUUCCCCGGGCUCGCGGGCAACGACGCGGGCUCGCUGAGCGAUCCUCGGCGGAAGAGUGCGGCCGACGGACUGCUGGUCUCGCUUGAGAGGAUCCCCGCCGAGAAGGGAGAGACCGGCCGCCGGUAUGUGCUCAAGAUUGACGAUGAGAUACGGGAGCUCCUGGCGGCUGGGGCGAGGGAACGGGUCUGGGGGAGGAAGGACGAGAAGGAUGGGGGAAGGCGAAGGAGGAGGAGGUUUGGAGAUCUGGUGUUCGUGGAACGGUUUACUAUGUUUGAUUCGAUGAAUCCCGAGAGCGCGAAAAGUCCGUUUCAUGGGUUUUAUGUGCUCAUAUGGUUGGGCGUGGCUCUGUUCAUGAUCAAGACUGCGGCGGAGAAUUAUAGAAUUACUGGCCGGAUAUUCGAUGUUGACAUUCUGUCGAUUAUGUUCCAGCCGACGCACCUCUUUGACUGCCUGUUCGCCGAUGCGAUAAUGUUCUACGGCAGUACCUUCUGGAACGUGCCGCUACAGCGUGCCGUGAUGAGUGGCGUCAUCUCCUGGAAUAAGUCGGGGUGGAUACUCCAGGCGCUAUGGGAAGCCGCGUACCUCUACCUGAUCGUCUCGUACACGCUCUACCGAGAGUGGCCGUGGAUCCAAACCGUCUUCCUGGUACUGCACUGCAUCGUCAUCUUGAUGAAGCAGCAUUCAUACAGUUUCUACAACGGCUAUCUGAGCGAGGUCUCGAAGCGGCGCAAGGUCCUCGAAGACAAGCUCGCACAUCUCGAGGACGCGGGGGCAACCACGACUGGCGCGGAUUUCCUGGGCGUAGACUCGCUCCGGGACCGCCGGCGCUCCUCGGUCGGCCUGCUAGACAUCUCGCAGUUCCCCGAUGAGCUCGAUCCUCGGCAGGCCAGCCGGUUUGCCUCACUCGUACGUGCCGAGAUCGAGGCGUGCGAUGCCGAGCUCUCCCUAGAAGCUACAAACUCUCCACGGGUCACCUACCCGGAGAACCUCACUUUCUCGAACUACCUCGAAUAUAUCCACUUCCCCACACUAGUCUACGAGCUCGCGUACCCACGUACGCGCUCAAUCAACUGGUCAUAUGUCGCCGAGAAGACGGCGGCUACCUUCGGUGUCCUGGGAAUCAUGAUCGUCGUGUCGCAGCACUUUAUGUACCCCGUUGUCAUCCAUUGCCAUUCGCUGCGUUCCCUCCCGCUCUCCGCAAGGCUUGCGGAGUUUCCGUGGAUCCUGCUGAAGUUGGUGUUUCCAUUCAUGGGUGAAUACCUCUGUGUCUGGUACCUAAUCUGGGAGCUAAUCCUCAACCUGCUGGGGGAGCUCACGCGGUUCGCCGACCGCGGCUUCGCCUCCGACUGGUGGAACGCCACAACCUGGGACGCCUUCGCGCGGGACUGGAACAAGCCGGUGCACAACUUCCUAUUACGGCACGUCUACCACAGCAGCAUCUCAACGUUCCAGAUAUCGCGGGAGACGGCGACUUUGAUCACGUUCCUGAUCUCGGCGGCCGUGCACGAACUCGUCAUGUGGUGCAUCUUUGGCAAGCUAAGGGGUUACCUGCUGCUCGCGCAGAUGUUCCAGCUGCCGCUGGUGAGUCUGAGUAGGACCCGGCUCAUGAGGGAUCGGAAGACGCUGGGAAAUGUACUAUUCUGGAUCGGUAUCUGGACUGGCCCGAGUUUUUUGAGCGCGAGUUAUUUGAUACUGUAGGCGCAGG